CAUGAAAUUAUGGAAAUGAUUACGCUCACUCAUGCACAGAUACACACACGUUAAAAAUAAAAAAAAUAAUUGAGCAACUUUGAAAUAAAGAGAGAAUAAAAAGGUAAAAGAAAGAAAGUAGGUUGAAAAAAAACACUUUUGAUUGUUUUCACACUAUCUUUCUCUUGCUUUCUUGCAUCAAAGGCUAUUCAACAGUGAUCUCAACUCCCUCUUCUUCUCCUUCAAAAUCUCAGACAUGCUCCUCUCUCACUCCUCUCAUUCUCUCUCUACCUCUCCUCAUGGGAUACCUCUCCUGCAACGUUGAAUCCGCAGUUUCCAUCUGCGAUCCAUACAACUGCAACCCUCGCCGAUCAAAGAAACCUCCUCCUCAAACGCCGCUCCGUGUCUUCAAAUACGACGAACUCGCCGCCGCGACUAACGGCUUCUCCGCCGGUAACUUCCUCGGGAAAGGCAGCCACGGGAGAGUUUACAAGGCGGUUCUCGACGGCGGGAAGCUCCUCGCCGCCGUCAAACGAACCACGAUCGCAAGCGCGAGCCAGGUGGACAAUGAGAUCGAGAUUCUGUCACGUGUUCGUCACCGUUACAUGGUCAACUUAAUCGGUUACUGCGUUGACCAACGGAGGAAGACGAAGCUGUUAGUUGUCGAGUACAUGUCUAACGGCACGCUUCAUGAUCACUUGCACUACUCUCGUAGUGGCAGUUCGUUACAACCGCCUCUUAGUUGGAACCGUAGAAUCAAACACGCGCUUCAGAUCGCGAUUGCUCUCCACGCUCUCCACUCAGCCGAGACUCCCGUCAUCCACCGCGACAUCAAAUCGUCCAACAUUCUAAUCGACGGCGACGGAAACGCGAGAUUAGCCGAUUUCGGAUUGGCCUUGAUCGGACACGUGGACGAUGAGCGUCUGAAAGCCACCCCGCCGGCGGGAACGAUGGGAUAUCUAGAUCCGUCGUAUUUAGCGCCGGCGGAUUUGACGGCGAAGAGCGACGUGUUCAGCUUCGGGAUACUGUUGUUCGAGAUUGUUAGCGGUAGAGACGCGAUUGAUUUGAAUUACAGUCCGCCGUGUGUCGUCGACUGGGCGGUGCCUCUCGCUAGACGCGGCGAGUACGGAGCGCUUUGCGAUUCGAGGAUCAGGAACCGUCCGAGUUCCGCCGCGAUCCGGAGAUUGGUUGUUAUGGCGGCGAGGUGCGUGCGAUCGACGGCGGAGAAGCGGCCUGAUAUGUCGGAGGUUGUGGAGUGCUUGAAGACGGUGCGGAAGAUGGCUCAGGAGUCUCCGGUUUGGAAUCGGUUACGGCGGAGAACCGGAGACGGAUCGGAAAACGUUAACGUUAGUGAAGAGAAGGAAGAGAUCAAUGUGAGGAUCGUGAGAGGAGGGAGCGCGAAGAAGAAGAUGAACAAGGUAUUCACUGAGGACGAUACAGUCCCGGAGCAGGCGGUUACUCGUCGGAACCGUGUGCUGAGGUCGAGAUCAGUUGGUGCGAUGGGGGGAGCGAGAGUUGGACCGGAUCCAAACGGCGUCGUUGAGGAUGAUAAGGUUGUUACGACGAUAAGAGUUCUUGUGGAGAGGGAAAGAUUAGGGAAGACGGGGGCGAUGAUGAAGCUGAGCAAGUCGAGGUCGGUGGGGAUUGUACGUAGUCAUAAAACGGUGUCGUUGAGGCUUUAUUGAUUUUGUUAACGGAAGUCAGCAAUUUGCCAGGCAAUCUGUUUGACUCUUGUCAGAUUUGUUUUCCACAUUUUCUUUCUACUUUUUUUGUUUUUAUUGUAUUUGAUUCUCAAUUAAAAAAAAAACUAUGUGCUUGCUUUGAAUUUUCAUGAAAUGACUGAACAUAAAGUCAAAAGGGGUAUGGUGUAGACUUGAACAUUAUAAAGUCGAACAGAAAAAUAAGUUGAAAUGUUUAAUAUUUC
Molecule: messenger RNA, 1903 nt
Organism: Eruca vesicaria subsp. sativa (arugula)
Lineage: Eukaryota; Viridiplantae; Streptophyta; Magnoliopsida; Brassicales; Brassicaceae
Source: the annotation of a GenBank genome assembly